This is a messenger RNA of Ctenocephalides felis (cat flea), 750 nucleotides long. RefSeq names its product glutathione S-transferase D7-like. NCBI's taxonomy places the organism in Eukaryota, Metazoa, Arthropoda, Insecta, Siphonaptera, Pulicidae. The record is from RefSeq and is a predicted model, not a curated record. The transcript has 6 exons. Gene Ontology annotation, molecular function: glutathione transferase activity. Gene Ontology annotation, biological process: glutathione metabolic process. The coding region runs from base 85 to 750 and encodes 221 amino acids.
CGUGAGCUGGGACGGAAUUAUUCGGAGAAGUGGUGAACCAAAUCAGAUAAAUCGAAAAAUUUAUCUAAUUUAAUCUGUUCGAAGAUGUCUGCACCAAUUUUGUACAGCUACCCUCCUAGUGCACCUUGCAGAAGUGUACUACUUUUAGCUCGAUGCAUCGAACUAGAAUUGGAAAUAAAAGAAACAAACCCGUUACAGGGUGACACCAGGGAUCCAGAUUUUGUUAAGAUGAAUCCCCAACAUACCAUUCCGACUCUGGACGACAAUGGCUUUAUUGUAGCCGAAAGUCGUGCUAUUAUGGGUUAUUUAGUGAAUGCGUAUGCUAAGGACGACUCAUUAUAUCCAUCGGGGGCUAAGGAAAGAGCGGCCAUAGAUCAAGUGCUCUAUUUUGACAUGGGAACAUUGUACCAAAGAUAUGGAGAAUGUUAUUAUCCCAUAUUAUUCAAAGGCCAGACAUCAAUAGACGAACAAAAAUUGGAAAAUUUGCAAGAUGCGUUGGAAAUUUUGGAAGCAAUGCUAGAGGAUAAAGAAUGGGUUGCUGGUCCUACAAUAACUAUAGCCGACAUUGCAUUAGUAACCACAGUAUCAAAUAUUGAGUCAUGUGGGACUGACGUAUCAAUUUAUCCACAAUUAUCAGCAUGGUAUGAGCGAACUAAGGCGGCUCUGGAACCAUACGGUUAUGAAGAAAUCAAUCAAUCCGGGGCAGAUCAAUUUGGUGAAUGGUUAAAAAGCAAAUUGGAUUCGCAGUAA